AUGGAGACUGCGAUUUGUGGGAGAUUCGCUCUCGCACCAACCACUCUCAUCAAUUCUAAAUCAGGGGACAAAUUUUCAGUCUCAAAAGGACCAUGUGUGAAUCGUGGCGUUCUCAUGAACUUGUCUACUACGUCUGCUUUGGGUAAAGGAGGUGGUGUGUUGGACAAACCAAUUAUAGAGAAAACCACUCCUGGUCGCGAAUCCGAGUUUGAUUUGAGGAAAUCAAAGAAGAUGGCUCCACCUUACCGGGUUAUACUACACAACGACAACUUCAACAAGAGGGAAUAUGUGGUUCAGGUGUUGAUGAAGGUAAUACCCGGCAUGACUGUAGACAAUGCAGUUAACAUUAUGCAAGAAGCCCACAUCAACGGUUUGGCAGUUGUGAUCGUCUGUGCUCAAGCCGAUGCAGAGCAACACUGUAUGCAGCUGCGCGGUAACGGCCUUCUCAGUUCUGUUGAACCUGAUGGUGGAGGCUGCUGA
Molecule: messenger RNA, 480 nt
Organism: Arabis nemorensis
Lineage: Eukaryota; Viridiplantae; Streptophyta; Magnoliopsida; Brassicales; Brassicaceae
Source: the annotation of a GenBank genome assembly